This is a messenger RNA of Cokeromyces recurvatus, 1916 nucleotides long. RefSeq lists its product as uncharacterized. Gene Ontology annotation, biological process: actin cytoskeleton organization. The transcript has 3 exons. Gene Ontology annotation, molecular function: actin binding. Bases 238 to 1836 code for a protein of 532 amino acids. Lineage: Eukaryota; Fungi; Mucoromycota; Mucoromycetes; Mucorales; Mucoraceae. The record is from RefSeq and is a predicted model, not a curated record.
GUUUUUUUUUUAUUAUCUUUUUGUACAUAUAUAAUUAAUAUUAAUUAUUUUCUCUUCCUCUUUCCCUUUCUCUUUCUUUUUCUUUUUCCCUUUCUCUCUCUUUUCUAUUCUAUUCUAAUUUGUUUAAUAUAUAUACACAUAUAAUAGAUAUAUAUAUAUACAUACAUACAUAUACAUAUACGCCCUCUUUCUUUCUAUUUUUUUUUAAUCAUAUAAUUCUUAAAAUAAUUAAUUACCAUGGCAACAACAACAGUUCAACGUAAUAGUAUCAUGUUAUCACAACAAAAGAAAUUACAAACAGAACAGAAUGAUGAAGAUAUUGUAUUAGCAAAUUAUUUAUCUUCUUCUCUAAGAUUUGACCAGUCACAACAAAGACUUUGGAAUUUUACGACACAUUAUAAUACUACUAAUACUAAUACUAAUAAUAUUAAUAAUACCACUUACUAUAUCCCACAACAACAACAACCAAUAAGACCUUAUCAACAACGUACUCGUAUAUCAAAUAAUUCUACAUUUAAUUAUAAUUAUCAACCACAACCACCAAUUCAAGUACAAAAGUCAAUAUCGACACCUAAUAUAUCACAGCAACGACGUUCUUCAACAAGUAGUCAACAUACUCAAAGGAAAAGACACACGUCCUCUUCUUUAAUACAGUCUCCUUCUUCUUCUUCAGAAGCCUCCUCUAAAGACAUGAAUAAUACAAUACAGACUGAACGUCGUCCCUCAAUUUCGUCUAUUCAAUCUGAAGUAUCUAUAAAUACAAAAUCAUCUAUUUCGAAAAGAAUACGUAAAGUCUUUAGCAUGAACAACCUUAAAGGAUCCUCUUCAAGUACCGAUCUAGCUUCCUUAGCAGAUAAAAAUGACUCAAAUUCAUCUGUGUCUUCUUCUAUGGUAGGAUCACCUUUAUCUACUUGUUCCUUUGCUGCAGGAGAUGAGAAGAAGAAAUCGAAAUCUUCUUUUAAAAGACGAUCUAUUGCUUCUCUAUCUAAUCUAUUUCAUAAAACUUCUUCUUCUAUUGCAGAAGAAGUAGAUGAAACUAGUAAUUAUGAGACAGUUCAACAAAAAAAUGUAGCAACAAUAUCUAGUAAUAAUAGUAGUAGUACUGCUGCUGCUGCUACGACUUCUUCUUCACAACAAAUGGAUGAUAGACGCCAUUCAACUGGUGACUUGCGUCAAUUGGUAAAAGAUAAAAAGAAAGAAAAGAGACCUACAUUAAAAGUCGAUACAUCCAAGCCAACUCAUGGAACAGCUUCAUUACCCAAUGUAAGAAAAGGUGGUUUAAAAGUACGCUCUUCUACAUCCUCUUGGAACACUAACACUAAUAUGAAUAGUGUUGCCCCUGAUUCACCCAAUUCUAUCAUUUCAUCACGUUCUUCAUUCACUCGUCUCCCACCGCCACCUCCUCAACAGCGUAAUUUUAUUCAAUUACCAGAACCAGGUCUACCAUCACCUACAUCCUCUGUUACCUCAUCCAUUAAACAGAACGAAGAAGAUAAUCAUAAUUAUCAUCAUCAUCCUCAUCAUUAUACAAAACCUUCUGUUGGAUUUCAUUAUGGAUCAGGACUUCAUCAUGGUUCUCCAAGAUUAAAGCCUGCUUCUUCAUCUGAUAGCUCACUUAUCAUCACAACUGGAAGAAGGAUUCAAUUUUGUAGUACAAUUCAAGUUCAUGAAACCUUCUCUUCAGGUGAUUACGAUCGUCGUUGUGAUACCAAUGCAACAUGUCAAAAGCUAACCCCUAUGAUGGCUAUGAAAAUCAAACAAGAAUUAAAUGAAUAUAAAUUAUCUGAAAUGGAAGUUCAUGUAGAAAGUAGACAAUACACACACUUCUUUUUAUAAUCAAUUAAAUGCAAGUCGUAUAUCCAAUCAUGCAUUUUUAUAACUUAUUAGAAGAAAGAAAGAAAGAAAGAAAGAAAAAA